AUGGAGGGCAAUUCUAUACUCCAUGCUUUUAACAACAUCUAUUUUGCAAUCUUUGCUUUAUUUUGCUUCAAGCUUUUAAUUAAGAUUUCUUUGGCUCUACUGACCCACUUCUAUAUUGUUAAAGGCAACAGAAAAGAGGCUGCCAGGAUUGCAGAAGAGAUCUAUGGAAUAGCACCAGGUUCAUGGGCAGAUCGAUCUCCUCUUCAUGAAGCUGCAUUCCAAGGGCGCCUGCUAUCUUUGAAAACAUUGAUUGCGCAGGGAUUCAAUGUGAACAUUGUAACCAUAGAUCGGGUUUCUGCUCUCCACGAGGCCUGCCUGGGUGGCCAUGUCGCUUGUGCGAAAGUCUUACUGGAGAACGGCGCUCAAGUCAAUGCAGUCACUGUUGAUGGGAUCACUCCUGUCUUUAAUGCCUGCUGUAGUGGCAGUGCAGCUUGUGUGAACAUGCUGCUUGAAUUUGGAGCCACGCCACAGCUAGAGAAUCACCUUGCUUCACCUAUUCAUGAAGCAGUAAAGAGAGGUCACAGGGAGUGUAUGGAAAUUCUUGUGGCCAAUGACGUUGACAUUGACCAAGAAGAUUCGCAGCACGGAACACCCCUUUAUGUGGCCUGCAUGUAUCAGAGGACAGACUGUGUCAAGAAGCUUCUCGAACUAGGAGCCAGUGUUGACUUGGGUAAACGAUUAGACACUCCACUCCAUGCUGCAGUUAGGAAAUCCAGCGCAGAAGCAGUCAACUUGUUAAUGGACUAUGGCGCUAGCUUGACACGCAGAAAUGCUGAAUUCAAAUGUGCCCUUGAUCUGGCAGCCCCCAACAGCAAAGUGGAACAGGCCCUCUUGCUUCGGGAAGCAUCUUUCUUGAAUUGUGGACCCCAGAACUGGACACAGGAUUCCAGCAGCGGUCACACCAGUGCCAAAUACAGAGGUCCUGCCAGCCUUGCCCAGCUGUGUCGGCUGUGUAUCAGGAAGUGUCUGGGUCGCUCAUGUCUUUAUGUAGUCCACAAGCUGAAUCUUCCUGAGCCACUUGAGAAAUUUCUCUUAUAUCGAUAGCUCUAUGACUGUCUAUAAGAUGAUUGCCAAGAGAGGAACAAAAUGGCUGUUUACCACAAAGAUAUUAAACCAAAGUGAAAAACAAAGACAUCAUUUACUGCUUACUAUAGGUACCAAACUACUUAGCUGCUGACAUAACAAUACUCCCUGACACAAUACUCCUAUAUGUUGUAACCACUGGAAACUGCUUUGUAGCACAGUGCAUGUUACCAGGAAAUGAUAUUCUCACACUUUAGCGUUAAAUCCACUGAUGUUAGAUAAGAGGCUGAAAUAUGCAAACAGCAGAUUGUACAGCUGUGUGUAGGUAUACACCCAAACAGCUGAUUGUACAGGUGUGUGUGUGUGUGGGGGGGGGUGUAUGCACAAACAGCUGAUUGUGCAGGUAUAUGUAUGUGCGGUAUACAAGCCACCUUAAGUAUGAUUUAAUGAAGUCAACUACUGCAUAGAAGUCUGAUGCUAGAGAAGUUUAAAUUAAGCCAAAAGAAAUAAUUCAUUUUCUCCUCUCUUUCCUUUCAAGUGCAGUAAAAAGUCUGCAUGAAUCCUGAACUUUUGAGAUUUCAUGAAAUAAAUCCUCAAAUGAAAAUAUCAAAGGGGAAUGGAGCCCCUCAUUGACAGUCUGUGUGGAAACAUCUGGGGGGUGGUAGGUUCCUACCUUCUCUCAUUCCCACUUUAUUUGGCUUUGUGAAAGGACACUGGAACUUUAUUAUGGCUUUAGCCUUCCCAUUAUUAGUUGAAAAGCCUAUGGACUCUCAUAGAGUGAACAGAAGGCCAUAAAGAGCCAGAGCUAUCAGAAUAUAGCAAGUGGAGAUCCUGAGAUUAAUAGUAUGAUAGUACACUUCAAGGUUUGUUUUGUUUUUUCCUGAGGUUGGUUGGUUAAUAGAAGGAAUGUUUCUUCAAUCCCAGACUUUCGAUACAGUUUUGCCACAAGCAGGGGGGUAGUGAUGGCUCAUUUAGAUUCAACAAAGCUGAAAAGGGAUUCCAGCUUCAUUUUGUUAUCCCAACCUCUUAAGGGUUUGAGGAACAAAUACAUUUUCAACCUGUGAAUGAACAGUUUUCAAUAUAAGCCACAAAGGAAGAUAAAAAGAAAUAACAUGAGAAAUAGGCAUGGUCUAGUGCAGGGGUAGGCAACCUAUGGCACGCAUGCCAAAGGCGGCACGCGAGCUGAUUUUCAGUGGCACUCACACUGCCCAGGUCCUGGCCACCAAUCCGGGGGGCUCUGCAUUUUAAUUUAAUUUUAAAUAAAGCUUCUUAAACAUUUUAAAAACCUUAUUUACUUUACAUACAACAAUAGUUUAGUUAUAUAUUAUAGACUUAUUGAAAGAAACCUUCUAAAAAUGUUAAAAUGUAUUACUGGCACACAAAACCUUAAGUUAGAGUGAAUAAAUGAAGACUCGGCACACCACUUCUGAAAGGUUGCUGACACCUGGUCUAGUGUGAAUGUAGGACCGAAAACCAGGAACUUCUGAGCUCUAACCCUUGCUCUGACAGCAACAACGUCUGUGGCUUUGGGCUAGUCACUUAACCUCUCAGCUACAGUUUUGCUAUCUGUAAAAUGGGAGUCAUUGUUCUCCCUCACAUUGUUAUGACAGUUCAGCAUAUGGAAGAUGAAAAGUGCUAGGUAUCACUAUUUCCCCCCGAGAUCAAGCAGAACAGACCUGUGAUGUCACAGCUGAAGUUAAAUGCAUUUUCCUGCCUCUGAAAAUAGCCUGUGUUUGCAUAGGUUGGAUGUUUUUUCCAUUGCCAUUAACAGCAAGAACCAUUCUAAAGGGGCAGCGAAGUUUUCACUGAAUAUAAGUAUUUCCUCAUAUGGUACAGGACAUAUGCCAGAGUUGGAUUAGCAUUUGGAACUUUGUAUCCUCAAAAUCUCACAGGAACCUAUCAAAACCUGAAAAGAUUGUGUUCAUUUUCUGUCACUCAAUGUCAUUAUCCUUAUCUUUAUCUAAUCUGCCAUAUUUUAGAGCAUCAGCCAUAGUUUCUAGGUGACAUCUGGGAUCUAAACAGAGAGGCAGACACUCAGCUGAUAUAAAUUGUCAUAACUCCAUUGAAAUCAGGUGAGCUAAGACAAUCUACCUGAGCGGAGGAUCUGCUCCAGAGUGUAUAAUAUACAAUUGUUUUCCUUAUACACGCAACAAUUAAUAUAAUAUGUAAUUUACAUGGGAUUUUAAAUUUAAAAGAAUUUAUAUUCCUUAAAGGAAUGGAAACCCCAUGAAGCAACUCUGGAAGGUAUGUAUUCUGAAGUGGCAGAAGCUGCUCCAUAGUUAUAGUUGAACCUAGCUUCCCAUCAUCAGAUCAGUUUUCAACCCUUAUCUCAACUUUCCUCCAAAACAGUAUUCUUCCUGAAAUUUCACAUGGUGCAUCUUUAUUUCUGGGUAGAGGUUUUUUAGAAGUUUGAUUAAAAAAAAUCAGAAAACAAGAUUUAAAGUUAUGGUGUCUUGAAAUCGUAUUAGAAGUUCACUUGAUAUGUUGUCCAAAGUUUUUUGCUCUAAUCCCAUUUCCUCGCCUAAAAAUGCCACAAGUGUUUGUUGUUGACUGUAUUUUGCUUUGUGACAAUUUACAGAAGUAUUGCUUAUGACAUGGCAGGAGGUGCUCUUUCAUUUUCUCACUCUCCAAUAUCCCUUAUAUUAUCUACCCAAAUCAGCUGUUUGGAUGAACCGUCUUUUUCACGGGAACAUGUAACAUCUAUGUACAUCUGUGCUGUAACGUCUAGUGGUCUGAUAUCCUUUUUUCCAACAGCGGCCAGUACCGGCUGCUUCAGGGAAAGGUGCAACAAAUCCUACAAUGGACAAUUAUGUAAUCUUGAAAGUUUCUUUCUAAUCACUGGCAGUUAGUAUUUGCCUUAUCCUUUGUAGCGUGAAGUGGGAUUGUGGAAGUUCUUCGUUUUCCCUAUAAUGAUCUGAUAAUUUUUUGGGGGGGACAAAGUGGGUGAGGUCAUAUCUUAUUAGACCAACAUCUGUUGGUGGGAGAGACAAGCUGUUGAGUUUAUACACUGAGCUUGUCUUCAGUUGAAGUUGGUCCAAUAAAAGAUAUUAUCUCCCCUAUCUUGUCCCCACCUAUUAAAAAUAGUUAUGUGGUAAAUUAGCCAGUUUAUAUUGUUUAUUUGUUUUCUCAGAGAUGAACAAUAUUGACAUCUGGUACUAUGUUAACAAAUCAGAUCUCCUAUGCGAAUAAGCAUGCCCCAGUUGUCUAGGAGUGAGUACAGGGAAAACUUGCUUACCUCUGAGCUACUAAAUUCACAUAUACAAAUUCCUGCUUUCUGAGUGGCUUGUCAGCCGGGCUGCCCGGGGGGGGGGGCAAGUGGGGCAAUUUGCUCGGGGCCCCACAGGGGCCCCCACGACACUGUCAGAGGCUCACCCCCACCUCCGCCUCCCCCCAUCCCCUGGCGCCUCAGCGCACCGCGUCCAGGAGUGGCCCUGGACAGCGCUGCAGCGGUGUGGCUCGGAUGGGACCUGAGCUCCUCCCACUCAGAGCGUGGUAAGGGGGCGGGGCUGCGACCUCCAGCUGAGCAGUGGGAGCUCAGGUCCCGCUGGAGCCACGCCGCUGCAGCGCUGUCCAGGGCCACUCCUGGAUGCGGUGUGCUGAGGCUCCUGGAGAGGGGGGAAGCGGGGCUAAACAGCAUGGUAAGCCCCUCUGAGCUGGAUACCCCCCUGACCCUAUCCCCCCCACAGCCCUGACCCCUAGCUCCGAGCCCAGCCCCUCUGAGCCGAGCACCCCCGACCCCAUCCGCCCACAGCUCUGACCCCUAGCUCUGAGCCCAGCCCCUCUGAGCUGGGCACCCCCAGACCCCAUCCCCCCUAAAGCCCUGACCCCCAGCUCCAAGCCCAGCCCCUCUGAGCUGGGCAUCCCCCGACCCCAUCCCCCCCACUGCCCUAGUUCCGAGCCCAGCCCCUCUGAGCUGGGCACCCCCCGUCCCCAUCCUCCCACAGCCCUGACCCCUAGCUCCGAGCCCAGCCCCUCUGAGCCGGGCAGCCCCCGACCCAGAGCCCAGCUCCCCACCCAUCCUUGGGCAAUAGCAGCACCACCCCCAGGCAGCGACAGCCCAUUGGCACCAACCAUCACCAUCACCCAGCGAGAGCCCAUUAUGUAAUUGCAAAUGUAUACCUACCAUUAAGCAUUUAAUGUUUUUAAAUAAUGUAUUU
Molecule: messenger RNA, 5180 nt
Organism: Malaclemys terrapin pileata
Lineage: Eukaryota; Metazoa; Chordata; Testudines; Emydidae
Gene: ASB11
Product: ankyrin repeat and SOCS box containing 11
Exons: 8
Coding region: 1-1044 (347 amino acids)
Biological process (GO): positive regulation of protein catabolic process; intracellular signal transduction; protein ubiquitination
Molecular function (GO): protein binding
Source: RefSeq, a predicted model, not a curated record